Molecule: messenger RNA, 2064 nt
Organism: Ictalurus furcatus (blue catfish)
Lineage: Eukaryota; Metazoa; Chordata; Actinopteri; Siluriformes; Ictaluridae
Gene: stard15
Product: StAR-related lipid transfer (START) domain containing 15
Exons: 6
Coding region: 438-1226 (262 amino acids)
Molecular function (GO): lipid binding
Source: RefSeq, a predicted model, not a curated record
GACAGAUCCGCGCUGAAGCGAAACAAAAACAUUCACGCAAGAGAAAUGGCUUUGAAUUGACAGUCGUGACACAUGAUACUAGGUCUGAAUAAAUGAGUCCAUAAAGGCUGUCCCACGUGAAAAGAGUGGGCUCAAGGGUAACGCGAUGCCGCCCCUUUAAAACGCCGCCCGCUUGUAUUGAGAAGCGCGCGGAUGCUGGAGUGCACCUGCUCCGUGUUAACACACCUGCUGGGGCUUCCGCUCAGCGUUAAAUGAAGCAGCUUGAAACGAGUCAUUUUGAUACCUCUCGACUCGGGCGGAAGCAGCAAGGAGUUAACCAGGGGCUUCAUUUAUUAGCCUACCCACGGCAGGCGUGCUAACAGACGGGGCCUUUAUGAAAGUGCUGUUUCCGGUUUAUUCUGUCGUUUGGCCGGAGAAGCGGUAGUGUUUAAGGCAGGAUGCCGGUGCAGAUUCCGGACGACGCAGAUUUCGCGUCUUUCAAGGAGCAGUGCGAAAGCGAGGAGGGCUGGAUACAGCGCUACAACAAGGCUGGGGUGUCGGUGUGGUGCCGAGACGAGGAGACCAAAACAGUGCAAAAACUUAAGAUGAGUAUUGUGUGCAAGGAUGUCAGUGCAGAAACACUGUAUGAUGUCUUGCAUGACACAAGCUACCGGAAGAAAUGGGACACCAACAUGAUCGACACAUUUGAUAUUGCAAGAUUGACAGUCAAUGCAGAUGUCGGCUAUUACUCCUGGAAAUGCCCGAGUCCACUGAAGAACAGGGAUUUUGUCACCAUGCGUUCAUGGCUUCCUCUCGGCAAUGACUACUUGAUAAUCAACUACUCCGUGAAACACCCGCAAUACCCACCAAAGAAAGACUAUGUCAGAGCUGUGUCUUUACUCACUGGAUACUUGAUCCAGUCCAAUGGAGCAAACUGCUGUACUCUUUACUACUUAACACAAGUGGAUCCAAAAGGUUCCUUACCUAAAUGGGUAGUGAACAGAGUCUCUCAAUUUGUGGGGCCGAAGGCCAUGAGGAAGAUCUACAAAGCGUGCCUGAAGUACCCUGAAUGGAAACGGAAGCAUGACCCUAACCUGAAGCCGUGGAUGUUCCCGGAGCAGAACACGCUGCCAUGCAUGAGUGCUUCUGAGCUCACUGUGCAGAGAGCAGAUUCACUGGAGAAUAUCGAUGAGAGUGGCUUAAACGAGGAUAAAAUCCAGCACCACAGCGAAGAUGAGGAAACCUAAACCCCCAGACUCUGCUUUUACAUGAGCGUGCAUGUAUGUGUGAGCGUGUGAGGAAGUCCGUGUGCAUUGAUUUACACCGGUAGUUCUGCAGAGUAUGACUUGUUAGUUUUCAUCUGCAUCUUAUGCAUGCUUUGCUAUGCAUUGCUAAUGACCAUAAUGGUGCUCCUUUCAAGGUUCUUGACAUAUUAAUGAUUGUGAUUGUUUGCACUACCAAUCCCAUUUUAAUAGAAUUGCACAUAUCUUUAAUACAAGUUUGAUGAUUUUAUUCACAAUGAGCGCUCUCAUACAUUUAUACAUGAACACAAUUUGGCACCUAAUUGGAGGGAAAAUUUUAAUCUUUGGUCUACAGUUGCAACACUUUUUCCAGUCAACUCUUCUGUAAGUGAGCAUUGGUUUUGUAGUGUGUUUUAAGGCCCCAUAAUCUCCAGUCUUUUUUUUUUUCUGAUAUUUCUCAAAUCGAUGACUGUGAAUCAAAUGUCACACUUCCAGUGUAGGUUUCAUCUGGACAUUUACAGUCUCAUUUCCAGGGCACUCUACCUGUGGGAAGUGAGAGUUCUUCAGAACUCUGUGGCUGGCUGCAGGGAUUUUUCACUUCAAUAUCUUUACCUAUGCAUCAGUAAGAUCUCAGGAGUUGUAAAAAGCAGUACUGUCUACCUUUCUCAUGUGUGUUUCUAUCUCUCUGAUGACUUUUUCCCUAUUCAUUUGUGAAUCGACAUAUUUGUCUUGUACUUUGGCAAUGAUUUUAUGCAUCCAUGUAUUUGUUCCAUGUCAUUCUCAUAGCAGAUUGGAGCAUGCAUUUUUUUCUGUAAGACUCUCUCACAUCAAGAGUCAAGCAUGC